Messenger RNA from Nannochloropsis gaditana CCMP526, 693 nucleotides. RefSeq names its product mitochondrial import tom22-like protein. The record is from RefSeq and is a predicted model, not a curated record. The transcript is spliced from 3 exons. The coding region runs from base 17 to 373 and encodes 118 amino acids.
CAAAAGCCAAAGUAUCAUGCCCAGCAGUAAAAGUGUGCGUUUUGAAGAUCUGGACGACGGUGUGGACGACGGUCUGUAUGGGAUGAAGGGUAUCUUGAAAAACUUAUACACACAAGCCGGCAGCUAUAGGAAGUGGGUUCGCAGCCACAGCAAGAAGAUCUUAUCUUGGGGGAUCUCCUUGGCCUGGUACUUCAGCAUGGCCAGCAUGCUGACCGUUAUACCCCUCUCCCUAGAGCUGCAAAGGGAGCAGUCAGUUGUGGAAAUGGAGAAAAUCCAGGUCAAAGAAUUACUCGCCCAGGGUUACCCACCCCAAGAACUACAACGAAUGGGGAUGACCUUGGAACCUGCCGUUCUAAACGAAAGGCAGCGAUAGAGGGCGUGAGUCAAGAGUGGAGCCACCUGUAAAGUAGCCAAGACGGGGUGCCGGUGGAGCGGGGUGGGGUGGAGAACAAGAGAAGGUGGAAGUAACAUGAAGGUAGGGGAUCCAACACCUGAGCAUUAUCUCCAGAGAUAGAGGACGAAGGAUCUAUCGGUAUGGAUGAGUGACCGUGGCUGUACAUACGUAGAGAGCGGGCGCGUGUUUGGCAGGGGAAGGAGGUAAUGCGAUGGAGAAGGAGCCUGCGGGAUACAACAUGAGACCUUGGGAUCUUGUUCCCGGGAUGCGACCAAAGAAAAUGGCAAUACAAAUGGAGA